UAAAAUCUACUCCAUUCCAUUUACUUUGUUAGUCACUUUUGUUUUUCAAUUAAUUUACGUUUUCAUAAAUUAAAUUAAAUGUAAUAACAUGAAUAAUUUUAAGUAUUUAAUGAUAAGUAACAGUUUAGAAUGAAUAAUAAUCAUAUAGGCGGAAAAAAUCCUGAUCAUGGCUGUUUGUGGAUUGAGAACUUUGUUGUUGAUAGUUUGUGUAAUAGAAUUGAUUGUUACUGUACAACGUCAAGUAUUCGAUUUUUUAGGGUAUAUGUGGUUGCCCAUAAUUGCUAAUUUUGUUAAUAUUUUAUUAAUUAUUUUUGGAUCUUUUGGAGCAGUUCAAUAUAUUACAAAUUAUAUUAUAUCCUUUGCAAUAUGGAGUUUUACAUGGCUAACAUGGAAUAUGUUUCUAAUUUGCUAUUAUCUAAAUCUGGGAACAUUGAACAGAGAAAGUGGCAUACUUUCUUUGGGGACUGACAGUGUAAGCUGGUGGGAGAGUAAUGGAUGGGGAUGUCAGCCUGUGUGGAGUGGAGAAGAGAGACCUGGUAUUUGGCGACCUGCCCGUGUUGAUGGUUGUUUUCUUCAGUGGUAUUAUGUUGAGCUUGGCCAAUCGAUUUUGGCAGCUUUACUUACAAUCAUAGCCCUGCCACUUGCUAUAGUCUUGGCAUUUAAGUCAGUUAAUAAACGCAAGGCACCAUCAGAGAAAGGAACAUUACCAAGACGUACUGUAUAUACAAUGGAGUUGAGUCCUACAGAAACAACUACAAGUGAAGGCUCUUUGAAACCCAUGACCCCUCGACGUGUGAAGCGUAGAUCUGGUUCAAGAGGAGCAGGAUCAUCUGUACGCAGAUCGCGACGGUCAUAUAGAAAUGCUGGAUACUUAGCUUCCAGUGCUUCUUUGCCACGAGAUGCUCGACCUUCGCGUCCUACUUCUGCACAUUCUUCAUAUUCUAAUUUUCAUGGAGCUCGACCUGCAUCAUACCAUGCUACUGAAAGAGAUAUAGUCUCACGAUCACAGGAUGUCUAUGAUCCACCUCAACCGCCUUCUGAAUCGGUUCCAAUAAAAACUAAUAGAUAUGGUACUAUGAAACGUGUCCAUAAGGCCGGUUUUGACGUCGUUGGACCUUAUAAUGAACCUAAUGGAGGCUGUGGAACUACCAGAAAUUAUGAUCGUAAUUUAUCUCCCUAUGACAACAUAAGUCGGGGCUACGACACUGCUUCAAGUUAUGACAAUAGAAUGGAUAUGGAUACAGUCGCCCAAUGUGAAUCUCCAUCGUACGGCGGCAGUGCAUAUGGUGCAGUGAACAACUACUCAGGCGCGGACGCUGCUUGGGAUGUGCCGCCGCCUGCACCGCCAGCGCCGACCUACAGCUCGCGAGCUACCCCCCAAGCACCGGGCCCACCGGCGUACCAAUCUGUAAAUGAUGCUUAUCUGGUUCCUUAACCCUACAAUUAUGUGCCUUAUGUUAAGUGACAUUUACUUACUUACACAGCAGUUUAGAUAAAUUGAUAAAUCUUUCGACAAUAUCUGUCAUUGUGUUGCAUCAAUAUUAUUGAAGUAACAAAGGUUGUGACAGAACGCUAAUAUUUUAAAUGAAUAGACAUUGUAUUUCGCUCAAGUUAAACAACGCGUUAUAUUUAUAUUAUCAUUACAAUAUAAUGGUUAUUCAUUUAUAUUUCAAAUUAACAACAAAUAUCAAUAAUCACUUAUUUAGAUUAUAAAUUUGUUAUUACGUCCUUUUCGUGUUUUUGGGUAUUUGUACUAAAGAAUCUCAUUAAGUCUUGUUAUUGAUGAUGUAUGUAAUACAUUCCUCUUUUAUAAAUUAGCUUUAAAUUCUUUUAAGUAUAACAAUUAUUUUUGUACCGUAGCUAAUAAUGAAAAAUUUACUUACAAUAUCGUUUUAUUGUUAUUUAAUAAUUGAUAUGUGAACAUUUGCGUCUUUUUUAUACUUAUUUCGGCACUUGUUACUGUCAGUUGAAAGCUUUGUUUGCGAUUAUAUAGUACACAUUAAAUUGUGUAACUGAUAAAUGUAAAGAAAAUCCGUCCUAUGUAAGUCUGGUAUUUUAUAUUUCUAUAUUAAACCUCAAACACUUCUGCCAUUACUUUACGAAUGUAUAGGAGUAGAAUGUAUGUUGUUGCAACAUUCCACUAUUGUAGUAAUUAUACAAUGAGCUUUAUUAGAUUAAGAUUAUGUACUAUUAAUAAGGUUAUAAUUAUUUGGGCCAAAAUUUUGGCAUAAAAAUUAUACCAAAUAUACACCGACUACAAUUUAUUUUGUUGGCUUUUAAUUGUUGAUUUAUGAAUGUGAUUAUUUUGCAACUAUAGAUAACUAUAAUAUAUCACACUAUAACUACUUUUUACCAUCUCAGCAAUAAGCAUCGACAGCGUAUUUAAAUCGCACUAACC
Molecule: messenger RNA, 2398 nt
Organism: Achroia grisella
Lineage: Eukaryota; Metazoa; Arthropoda; Insecta; Lepidoptera; Pyralidae
Gene: NKAIN
Exons: 5
Coding region: 167-1435 (422 amino acids)
Biological process (GO): regulation of sodium ion transport
Source: RefSeq, a predicted model, not a curated record